Molecule: messenger RNA, 7558 nt
Organism: Hippoglossus stenolepis (Pacific halibut)
Lineage: Eukaryota; Metazoa; Chordata; Actinopteri; Pleuronectiformes; Pleuronectidae
Gene: stxbp5l
Product: syntaxin binding protein 5L
Exons: 30
Coding region: 901-4710 (1269 amino acids)
Biological process (GO): regulation of exocytosis; regulation of protein secretion
Cellular component (GO): SNARE complex; plasma membrane; cytoplasm
Molecular function (GO): GTPase activator activity; myosin II binding; syntaxin binding
Source: RefSeq, a predicted model, not a curated record
GGCGUGGCUUGCUGGUUGAUGGUUUUUCAGCACCGCGGACAGCUCUCGUCUCCUGCUCGUGGCUCUGGGCUGCAGGGAGGCCACACAUCUGGACAGGGGGCAGAUCUGGCCACACAUCUGGACAGUGCAUGAAGAAGAAGACCCGACUCACUUCGAUCCGUAGAUUCACCUCCAGCUCUCACCGUCAACGCAUCGAGCCGCGUCUCUUCCUUUCAUCCCCCCUUUUCCUCUCCUCCUCAGUGCCCGAAGACUCCCAGCGUUUUCUCGGCCCGACCGUGGACCGCAUUGCCUAUGCGUCUCCCAUGCUCUUCCUGUUUCAGGCAACGACGGCGCAGUGAAAGUACUUUUUUCGGAGGGGAGGGAGUGGAUUGACCUCCUCCCAAGUUUGUUUUUUCUCUUACUAUUUUCUCUUUCUCUCUCGUUUCUCAUCCGUACACUUCAGUCUGCUCGGUCCCUCGGUUGUGUUGCGGUGUGGGGUUUUCCUCGGAGCCCAGGUUUGGAUGUCAGGCUGCUCCAGGAUGCAGACGAAAGAUGAAGUUGAACGGUCUCAGUAGCCGUCAGUGCGUGCUCGGAGAUGAGAUAGGCGACCUGCAUCCGCAACAUUGGCUGUAAUCCCGGAGAUCAGAGUGGAUCAGACGCAUUCAUUUUUCAGAGAGCAAGAUGAGGUGCCUGUGUGACUUUUUGAAACGCACCUAAGAGAGAGAUAGAGGGUGGUCCUUCUACCCUGCUACUGCUGCGGGAGGCGACGUUUUCCUUUUUGCUUUAUUUACACAGCUGCCUAAUCCAGUUUGCAUCCGAGAGGAGACAGGGAACUCUGUGGGAAACAAAGGAAGAAGCAGAGUGGUCUUGAUUCCCCCUCCGAUCAACCCAAAACGUGACAUACAGGCAAUAUAAAAGAAAAUGAAGAAGUUUCGGAAGGUGCUGGACGGCUUGACCACCUCCUCUCCGGGGGGGACUAUCGGGUCCCCAUCGUGCGGCAGCGCGGCGGGGACUCCCACCUCGGCGCCGACACCUAAGGAGAUCGACGUGCAGGAGACGCUAGUGUCGGAAAACUUUCAGCUGUGCAAGACGGUGCGGCAUGGUUUCCCUUACCAGCCCACAGCCUUGGCCUUUGACCCCGUGCAGAAGAUCCUGGCCAUCGGCUCAAGAACAGGCGGCGUACGGAUACUGGGACGACCUGGGGUGGACUGCUACUGUCAGCACGAGAGCGGAGCAGCUGUUCUUCAACUGCAGUUCCUCAUCAAUGAGGGAGCGUUGGUCACAGCCUGUGCAGAUGACACGCUACACUUGUGGAAUCUGCGUCAGAGGCGGCCGGCGAUCCUGCAUUCACUCAAGUUCAACAGAGAGAGGGUCACGUUUUGCCACCUUCCCUUUCAGAGUAAAUGGCUGUACGUGGGGACGGAGCGCGGAAACACACACAUGGUCAACAUCGAGUCCUUCAUUUUGUCCGGAUACGUCAUCAUGUGGAACAAGGCCAUAGAACUAGCAACUAAAACUCAUCCAGGACCUGUGGUUCAUUUGAGCGACAGCCCAAAGGAUGAAGGCAAGCUGCUUAUAGGGUUUGAGAGCGGGACGGUCGUACAAUGGGACCUCCGGUGCAAGAAGGCUGACUUCAGAAUCUACUACGAUGAGGCCAUCCACUCCGUGAGCUGGCAUCAUGAAGGGAAGCAGUUCAUGUGCAGUCACUCAGACGGCAGCCUGACCAUGUGGAACCUCAGAAACACCACCAAGCCAUUCCAGGUCACCUACCCUCACGGUAAGAUACAGAGGGAUGGGAGGAAGGAGUCGUGCAAACCCAUCCUCAAAGUGGAAUACAAGACCUCAAGGAGCAGCGAGCCUUUUAUUGUCUUCUCCGGGGGACUUUCGUAUGACAAGGCAGGACGGCGACCGACGUUAACCAUCAUGCACGGCAAAGCCAUCACCGUGCUGGAGAUGGACUAUCCGAUUGUGGAGUUCAUGGUGCUCUGCGAGACUCCUUACAACAACGAGGUGCAGGAGCCUUCUGCAGUGGUGGUGCUUCUGGAGAAGGACCUGAUUGUUGUGGAUCUGACACAGAGCAACUUCCCAGUCUUUGAGAACCCUUACCCCAUGGACGUCCAUGAGUCUCCAGUUACCUGCACAGCUUAUUUUGCAGACUGUCCUCCCGACAUCAUCCCCAUCCUCUACUCUAUAGGAGCUAAACACAAGAAGACUGGCUACAGUCAGAAGGAGUGGCCCAUCAGUGGAGGAACGUGGACGUUGGGCUCCCAAACCUACCCAGAAGUCAUCAUCACAGGACAUGCUGAUGGAUCUAUUAAGUUUUGGGAUGCAUCUGCAAUCACGUUGCAGAUGUUGUACAAGUUUAAAACCUCCAAAGUGUUUGAGAAGCCAAAGCCUGGCGAGGGCCGGGCCGCCGAUCUGGUGGAGGAAGACCCUUUCGCGGUUCAGAUGGUCAGCUGGUGCCCUCAGAGUCGCAUCUUCUGUGUGGUUGGCAUCUCAGCUCACAUCAUCCUCUAUCGAUUCAGCAAAUACGAUGCCAACACUCAGAUAGUGUGUCUAGACAUACGCCUGCAGUGCGAGUCGGACGAUGUCAUCACUCCCUCUGAGAAUGAAAACAAUCCCUGCUUCCCAGAGCCCGGCUCCCACUCUCCCCAGGCCCCACACCCAGCUAGCCCCAGCAGUGGAACACCAGAGGGAGUCAAAGACAGCAUCCCCUGCCUCAAAGUGAAAGACCGGGUGGUUCGGGUCCCCCCUGGUUACCAGGCAGAGCUGGUCAUCCAGCUGCUGUGGGUAGAUGGAGAACCUCCACAACAGAUCAGCACCCUGGACAUCAACUCUGCCUAUGGCCUUUUGGCGUUCGGGAACUGCAACGGCCUUGCGAUAGUGGACUACUUGCAGAAAACCAUCCUGUUGUGUAUGUCGACACUGGAUCUGUACGGAGCCUCCGACCCCUACCAGCGCCUUACCCGCUCCCCCCGCAGGAACAGACAGUCCACCUCAGAGUUUAGCAUGCGUGGCCUGUCUAACUUUUAUUCCGAUUCAAAGAAAAGGAUCCGUACAUCCUAUCAGAGCCUUACUGAACUCUCUGACAACCAGCAAUCCAUUGACAUGGAGAGAAGCAAGUCACCCACUUCAGUUCAAUACCCAACCUCCCUUCACAAUGACCCACGCGUGCUGCCCGAGCCUGUGGCCAGUCUGAGAGCCAGCCACUGCAGUCCAGUCUUUUACUUGCUGGACAAUGUAAAGGGGCCCGGCAGAAAGUUAAGUCUGCCAACAGAUCUUAAGACUGAUCUUGAUCAUGUCAAUGGACAUUGCACUAGCCCCACCUCCCAGCCCUGCUCGGCGGGGAAGCCUCGCGUCCCAAUGGGUCCCGAGGGGCCACGGCUUACUCGCAGAGGCCCCGGCCGACCGCCCUUCCGCAAGGCCCAGUCUGCUGCUUGCAUGGAGAUCUCUUUGCCUGUGUCCCACACUGAAGGUUAUGCAUCGAGGAGGGCGAUGCUUCAGCAGUUACAUGGAGUCUCUAUGUACUCCCACGACGAGCACCACAGCUCCAGCGCCUACUGCUGGAAUGAGAAAGCUGCUGCAGAGAGUCGUGAAAACUCCUUCAGCCGCUCGCGCAGCUCCAGCGUGUCCAGCAUCGACCGGGACACCAAAGAGGCAAUCACCACGCUGCAGUUUGGAGAGUCCUACGGGCGCAAGAGUGAUGCCCUGCCUACCCCGUGUUUGUGGGUGGGCACCAGCUUAGGUGUGGUCGUGCUCAUCCCGAUGUCCAUUCCCACUGACCAGGAGGAGAGGAUGGAGGAGGCGGUCACCAUUGGCCCCUGUGGAACGGUCCUGAUGCUGAAGGGCUCAGUGCUGCGCUUUGGCUUCUUGGACUGCAUGGGGGCGGUCAUUCAGAGCCCUUACGAGGCUUGGCGGGACCCCAACGCCUCCGAGGACCCCGAUCGACCGCGGAGGCGCAAGCUGGUCAACUUUUCCCCGUCGUCGUCCCAGGACACCUGCGGGGACGGACAUCUGGCCGUGGUGUGCUCCGAGAAGCAGGCCAAAGUGAUCCUGAUGCCCUCGCAGUCUUGCCUCUUUGUCCACAACAUCACAGAGUCGUCGUUUGUGCUGCGCGCUGACGUGGUGUCCGCGUGUAACAGCGUGUGCCUCGCCUGCUUUUGUGCCAAUGGUCACGUCAUGACACUCAGUCUGCCCAGUCUAAGACCGCUGAUGGAUGUCAAUUACCUGCCUCUGACAGACAUGCGCAUCGCAAGAACCUUUUGCUUCACCAACGGGGGGCAGGCUCUCUAUCUCAGCUCCCCGACAGAGAUCCAGAGAAUUACAUACAGCCAGGAGAUGUGUGACAACCUGCAGGAAAUGCUCGGAGAGCUGUUUACACCAAUAGAAACACCAGAGGCUCAGAACAGAGGCUUUCUGAAGGGCUUCUUUGGAGGAAACGCCAACACCGUCGACAGAGAGGAGCUCUUCGGUGAGGCAUCAGCUGGGAAGGCGUCCCGCAGUCUGGCGCAGCACAUCCCUGGCCAGGGGGGGAUGGAGGGCAUGAAGGUGGCAGCGGGGGGAGUCGUGGGGGAUCUGGCUCGGGCCCGUAUCGCUCUGGAUGAAAGAGGCCAGAGACUGGGGGAGCUGGAGGAUCGAACCGCUCUCAUGAUGACCAGUGCAGAAAGCUUCUCCAAACACGCUCAUGAGCUGAUGCUUAAGUGCAAGGACAAGAAGUGGUACCAGUUGUAAUAGCAGCAGGACAGAGGGCGGAGGCUGCCCUGAGACUGCUGAGAGCUUUAUGCCGGGACAGGGACUUUCCCUCUGCAGAUGGGGGCAAUUAAAAGAGAGACUCAAGAGUGACUUUGUCUUUACGGCUUGUGGACUGGCUAUGUUUGCGGCACUGUCACCUUGUUGAAUGACCGGGACGGGCUAGUUCCUGAGUUCCUUGUCUAGACACGCUGUGAUGAGGAUAGAAAGACGGUGGCGACAUUUAAAGGACUGAAGAAACUGGAAGUGUGAAUAUCCGGCAAAGCGUGUGUGCGUGCGUGUGUGUGUGUGUGUGUGUGUGUGUGUGUGUGUGUGUGUGUGUGUGUGUGUGUGUGUGUGUGUGUGUGUGUGUGUGUGUGUGUGUGUGUGUCUGAGAGAGAGUGUGUAUGGUUGGAUUUUCUGGACCUCACUGUGUAGAUACUCAAAAGUUACGAAACCAACAACAAAUGCAUGAAACAAAAAUGGAUGACUAUUAAAAAUAUCCAACUGCCAUAUUAAAAAGCAGCAUGCUACUUUAACAGGAGAUACAAAAAAAAGUUUUAUUUAAUAAUAUAAGCCAACAACAGAAACUAUAAAAAACUUUAUAUUUUUUGAAAUACUGACAAAAAAAAGAUAUAUAUAUAAAAAGGGAAAUGUAUACCUGCAUUGCUAUUAAGCCAAAAGUUGUGUUCCUUUCCCUUUAAUUAUUUUUCUUCUUUGGUUCAUUUUAAUUUUAUGUUCUCAGUUUCAGCAAAUAUUACUUGACACAAUAUAAAUGCACAUACUUAGCUUUCUCUACACACACUUAGCAUAGCGCUACAACUUUGGUAUAACCAAUUACUCCGGGCUGCACAGUGCAAACACAAAUCAGUAGUAUUUACACUUAACUCCGCACAGUCCGAUCACACACAUUUAAUUUCACUUUACGGCUGCUGCUACAUAAUAAAAGCAUUCAAUGAUAAUGACGAAUAUCUCGCUCCCCAACUAUAAUUGUAUGAAAACAGCAGAGAGCAGAUUGACGUACGUGACGGCUGAAAGACAGUUAAACGUGUAUUCUGGACACAGUGUGUUUAUAUCUAUACGAACAUAUGUACUAUUCACGUGCCAUAAAAAAAACAAGAUGGGUGAAUCUACUUACUGUAAACAAACAAAGAGCUAAAGACUAGUGAGUAUUCAUCAUGUGUUUCCUGUUGAUCAGAGCAGAUGAGAGAAAGUUCUUGGCCAUAAGGGCAUUUAUCAGUCCUUUUUCUUUUGGAAAAAAAAAUUCUAAAUAUAUAUAUAUAUGAGGGUGUUUUUUUAUUAUUUCUUGGGUUGUCAAUCGUUCGCCAUUUGAGUCAUUAGCUGCCUUUGUCGGGUGUACAAGUUUAGUGAGCCAUUAGGUUGUGUGUGUGUGUGAGUGUGUGUGUAACAGUGAGCAAGAGCACCAACAAGUGUUCAAGCAGACUCUUUCUCUGCCAAAGCAAUCAAAAAUGAAUGACACCCUCCUGUCUAUCUCUCCCUUGGUCCUUAAAGUCGUGGCGUGUGCGUUUUCAGGCGUUGAACCGGAGUGGUCCUCGGGGAACCCAGAGAGGAGACCUGGAAUCACGUCGGUUUAAACACUCGUGAGUUUCAGGAGAAGUUAGAGUAUUAUUUUAUUUUUUUCCAGUGCUGUUCAGAUGUUGAGUCAGUGAAGAAACUAUGUACAUGUGUAAAACAUUUGCAACAAUUUCAACUGAGGGCAAACAUGUUUGAUUUUUAAUUUCCGUUCAAUAUUGUUCUUGAUGACUAUAUCCUCUUGUCACAGUCUUAUAUUUGAUGGUGAAAGGCCUCUCAACCGGAGGCUCUUGUAUGUGAAAAACAACAAAUGUUCCAUGAUACAUUGUUGUGUAUCAUAUUGUGAUUGUGUUGUACAUGUCAAUGGGUAGCCACACGACAUGUUAAAACAGCAUUAACUGAAGGGGAUAUUUUGUACUACAUGUAUUCGUCUGUAUUUUGAAUCGAUCUGAAAAGCUGAACGGGGAUUACUGAUAUCUUAUCUCUCACACUUCAGGCCUUUAUGCGCACAAGCAUUAACCCGUGUGACGCAUUGUGUCUUGAUCCUGUUGACGUCACUCCCACGUAAAAUACGCGCAGCGACACCUAUACUCAGAAGAAUAACAGACCUGGAUUGAAUCCGCUUCGUCAUUUCAGUCUACUUCCUGUCAGCUGAGGCGUCAUUAAAAGGCCUUCAAACCCAUUUGUUUUCGCCUGAAAUCCAGAAGCAGCGCCUCGGGGAUUUCAGUCAUUAUACAUGACUUGAUUGAAUGAGAUGUCUUAAACAUGACAACAGAAAUGAUACAUUUCUCUUCUAUCGCUGUACCGUCAAUGAGAUUUGUGUUCAGUGCAGUUCUGUCAAUGGCGGAGAAAACACAUGAAAACAAAAAUCACAAAAAACCAAAAGAAAAUUGAUUUAAAAAAAAAAAAUCGGACUUCUACUGACAGGGUGUUUUGUUAGUAUGUUUUUUGUUUUUUAUAUUAAUUGUACAGUUCAAUCUUGGGUGAAAGGUGAAACAAAAAAAAAGAAGAAGACACUCUUGAGAUAUUUUUCUCUGUAUAUGUUGUACCUGUUACUGCUGGUACUGUAUCUGGUAUUCUGGCUCUGUCUAAAUCACUGGGACUCUGUAGUUCUUCUUCACACUGUCGUAUCCUGAAAAAGGCAUUUCUCUGGUUUUCUCAAUGAUGGCAGCAAAGUUUGUCUUAUUUAAAUGGAUUCUACCACUUUUUGUUCUUAUUGAUAUUAUACUAGUGUAUUAGAAAAUUACUUGGCAAAAAAAAAAAAGAACUGAAAAUAUGUUGAUGCAAAAGCUGAAAUAAACAUUGAUUGAUGUACACA